ACCGAUGCCGGUGAUAAAAAAGGGCAGAUCUGGGGAUCAGAACGAGGGUUUGCCAGGUUUGCUCGAGUCUCCUUCUUCUCCCUUCGAUCCGCUCAGAUGGACUGGCAAGGGCAGAAGGGCGCGGAGAUUGUGAUGCAGAUCAUGCUCGUCGUGUUCGCGAUCGCUGGUUUGGGGACCGGAUACACCAUCGGCUCCUUUCCGACGAUGAUGCUUACAUUCGCCGGUGGAGUCGUGCUUACCGCACUGAUCACUGUGCCCAACUGGCCCUUCUUCAAUCGCCACCCCUUGAAGUGGCUGGAUCCGAGUGAAGCAGAACGCCAUCCGAAGCCGCAGGUCGAUGUUGCUGCUGCCUCCAAGAAGAAGGCACCCAAGCACAAAUAGCAGUAGGUCUUCUAGCAUUCAGUUGACAUCGUUCAAGUUAAGGUUGCGGAAAUGCUUUAGUCUAAUGCUUUCCAAGGUAUUGUCUCAAAGGACUUUAUUCUCAUAUAUGCUUAAUUAAUUAUAAUUUUGAAGGAAUUUAUUAUUUUC
Molecule: messenger RNA, 528 nt
Organism: Musa acuminata subsp. malaccensis (wild Malaysian banana)
Lineage: Eukaryota; Viridiplantae; Streptophyta; Magnoliopsida; Zingiberales; Musaceae
Product: signal peptidase complex subunit 1
Biological process (GO): protein targeting to ER
Cellular component (GO): endoplasmic reticulum membrane; signal peptidase complex
Source: RefSeq, a predicted model, not a curated record